Ictalurus punctatus (channel catfish) is the source of this 2197-nucleotide messenger RNA. RefSeq names its product probable n-acetyltransferase camello (gene cmlo). NCBI's taxonomy places the organism in Eukaryota, Metazoa, Chordata, Actinopteri, Siluriformes, Ictaluridae. Gene Ontology annotation, molecular function: N-acetyltransferase activity. The coding region runs from base 322 to 984 and encodes 220 amino acids. The record is from RefSeq and is a predicted model, not a curated record. The transcript is spliced from 3 exons.
AAGACUUUUACUUUGACACAGAACCUAAACGUGAUGGAGAGUUUCCCCUUGCUGGAGGGCACUAAAACUCACUAACAGCUAGAAAAAAAAAGAAGUAAGGGAACCUGGUCGCACUCAGGAAAGAGUCAGCCAAGUCCCAUUGUAAGACAGCACUGCUGGUUUGGAAUAGAAGAAAAAGAUCAUGUGAUAUCGUACAGGAAGUUUCAAGUUUCUACCAUACUAGCCGUGGUUCUUCUUCUGCUGAUGUACAUCAUUAGUUGCUCUAUUAUUAUUUAAUGGGCACAGAGCUUGACUGACUGUUCAACAGAAGAAACUGUAAGGAUGUGGUAUCAGAUCCGGGAGUAUCAAGACUCGUAUUACUCUUCUGUGCGGGAAUUGUACUCUACAAACUUCAGAGAGCACGAAGGAGCUGUGUGUGUCCUAGCCCUGAAACAACACUGGGUUCAGGCUGUGCUACUUGGCCUCUUAAUUCUCUUCCUCUUCCUGUUCGGCUCUCUCCUGGCCUCCAUGCUGUGUCUCGGUGGAGUUCUGCUGGCUGGCAGGUUUGCUGUAUCCUGUCUUUUUGAACAGGGAGUACAACUCGGGCUCCGCGAAGACCUGCAGGACAUUCGGGCAUCUUACAUGCAUCCAGGUCAGGUCAGCUGCUUUUGGGUAGUCGAGUCUAAGGGCUCCUUAGUGGGAACAGUGGGAAUAUUACCCUGUGUGACAGAGCCUGGAGCAUGGGAGUUGAAACGAAUCUCAGUGAGAAAGGAGUUUCGGCACAGAGGCCUUGCCAAAGCACUUUGUCAAACUGCCCUGCAGUUUGCAGCCAGGCAUAAAGUAGAGAGGGUGGUGUUGUUCACCUCUCUGGUGCAGUCAGAUGCUCUUCAACUCUACCACAGCCUGGGAUUCCACAAGGAGGAGGAGUUUGUUUGGCCAUCACGUUGUGCCAGGCUCAUCAACUUCCUUGUGUUUAAAUAUGCAUAUAAAGUUAGGACUGUUUAGUAUAAUUCAGUCCCUCCAGGAUGUCGCAAUUUUGCCAUUGCAGAAAUGAACACAAAAUCAAGCAAACUCCGCAAUAUUUGGAGGAACUUGGAAUUUUUCAAAAUUACCGCAGAUUUUCUGCAGAUUUGGACCAAGAAGCGUCAUGUGACAUCAUCACAACGCACUUUCAGCCAAAGCCCUCUGUGAUUCACAUGCAUCGAUCAUAAGGACAGCUAAAAGGUCUCAUUUAUCAACAAACAUCACUGCAAAAGACCUUGCAAAACAUCUAUCCAUCCAUCCACAUUCUGUACUACUUAUCCUACACAGUGUAGCAGGGAGCCUGGAGCCUAACCCAGGGAACUCGGAGCACAAGGCAGGGGCCACCCUGGAUGGGGUGUCAAACCAUCGCAGGGCACGCUCGCACCCACACACCCAUUCCCACACUAUAGACAAUUUAGAGAUGCCAAUCAGCCUACAGCACAUGUCUUUGGACUGGGGGAGGAAACCCCCAAAGCACGGGGAGAACAUGCAUACUCCGCACACGCAGCGCGGAGAUGCGAGGCAAACGCGUUCUCUACUAAUCCACCGUGACCCCCCACCCUCACCCCAUGCAAAACCCUUCCAUGCAAUUGCAAUUUCGCCAAUUCAUGUAGUUUUCUACAAAAAAAGCACAAAAAUCUCUGCAAGUUGCAUAGCAAAUUUUGGAAAAGGCCGCAGUCAAAUCAAGCCGUUUUGGCCACGACAGUCACAAAAAAAAAAAAAAAAAAACCUUGUCUGUACGGACUGAAAAAUAACAUGUAAAGCUAUAAAAUAAACAGAACAUGUGUGACUCCAGUUUGCAGUGCUGAAUUUUCAAAUAAAUGAUCACAGUAAAACGAUUCUGGGGACACCUUUUUUUGUGAAUAGUUACAUCGUCAUAUGCACAGUAUUCCUUUUUGCUGUUUUAAUCAUAUUUACUAUGAGCACUCAGUGAAGCAUGUUUAAUACUUUUAUUUUGUUCCACCAUUACUUACAACCUGAAUAGUUAAUCUUGUCAUUAUACAUAUAAGAAAUCUAAUCUAAGAACUUUCAAUAUAUAUUUGAGUUUUCCCAACUUUUUAAAAUUACAGUCGCAAAAUUAUUCAUCGCUUAUACCUACAUCAAAUCACUAUUCCUUCAACAUAACAUUGUGUGAACCAUAGUUCUCUUAGUAAUGUCCUGACCACUGAUGCUAAAAUAUACAUGUUUAAAACAA